Molecule: messenger RNA, 430 nt
Organism: Haliotis rufescens (red abalone)
Lineage: Eukaryota; Metazoa; Mollusca; Gastropoda; Lepetellida; Haliotidae
Exons: 4
Coding region: 16-402 (128 amino acids)
Source: RefSeq, a predicted model, not a curated record
GCACCACACCUAGAAAUGGAGAAAUCAAACAGGUUUAUUUUGGGGUGCGGACCCUUAUCAGCUGGCUCUGCUGAUAGAUAUACCGUGGCACGACAGUACAGCAGUACCUCAUUUGUACGGACAACAGCUCACAGAACAAUGAAGGCCGUGUUUAUGCUCCUUGUCCUGCUGCCUCUGGCCUUCUCCAAGCCACUAGAGAAAAAGAUGAUUUUCGCUAACAUUCUAGAUACAAACGAGCUCAAGCACAUUAUGUCUCUCUUGGUAAAUACCCUUGGUUCCGACACGACUGAGCAGCUCUGCGAGAAAGAGUGCCCUCUCAUCGUCAAGGCGGACGUCCUCAAGAUGGCCUGUCCCUUGGUCUGCCCUUCCUUCCAGACCCUUCUAAAAAAAUUCAAUCUCUAAAAGCCUCAAUAAACAUUUGAACCCUGUG